AUGGACAAGCAUGUUUUACACACUUCGGAACCAACUAUUUCGUUAGAGGACUUGCUAGAGGGAUAUACUCAAGAGGAAAGAAGAAAAUUUGUUAACCGCACAUGUGUUUUCAAAAACAGUCUGUUCUGGCAAGGCUACCCAGCCGAAAUGAUUAAGCACGAAGAUGGUUUUUAUUUUCUUCUCCGUAAGGAGGCAAUAGAUCUCAUGGAAUACAUUGACCAAGUGGAAACAGACAGUCCUAGAAUAUCCGAUCUUGGAAAGGCUCUCUUUGGUUCUCCUGGUACUGGAAAAUCUUCAUUACUUUUUUUCAUUUCCAAUUAUUGCCACAAAAAAGGAUGGGUUGUCUUGUAUUGGCUGUUUGGUUCUAAUUCAAUAUCAGAAAGAUAUGUUUCACAUUUCUUGAAAGAUAAUCCAACCUACACUUUCAACCCUUCCUCGAGCAGAAUUGCUCAAAUUCAAGAGCUUCUCAAAACACUCUAUUCGCAACAUGAAUCAAGAGUUCUUGUUGCUAUAGAUCAAUGGAAUGUCUUUUUAACAAACUUGAGAACUCAAAAGAAUACAAUGCUGCUGGAAUAUUUCAACACAUUUCAGACAAGUGGUGAUUUAACAAACGGUGUCUUUAUUGGUGCUCUGUCCUCUCAAUCAUUUUUUGGAUUGCCACUCGAUGUUUUUCCUGAUGCCUCAAAACAGUCAUCUGGAAUUGUAAUCUCACCAUACACCUCCAACGAGUUCAAGGCUCACAUGGAUUUGGCAAUUCAUUGUAAAAUGAUAAAAUCACCUCCCUCACUGGAACAACUUGCUGAUUAUCAAUUCGAAACUGGAGGGAUUCCAAGACUACUUUUAUGGAUGCUUUCGUCAAAAGAGAAUUUCAAUAAUAAGGUUAAAGAUUAUUAUAUUCAGAGAAUGAAGAAAUUUAUUGAACGGUAUGAAUUAACUUCCCCAAAUAAUUCGAAAGCAAGGAAUUUUUCUUUCCAAGAUAUUUCAGUUAGUGUAUACUUGAACAAGAGCAUCAUUUGCUCUGCAACCUCAAUAACACCAUGGUUAGAGUCAGGCCUUUUGGUCAAGAUGUCAAACCCUGAAGAGGAUACUGAAUUGGAUAGCUUUGAUGCACCUUGCCCCAUAGCAAGAAGUGCCAUCUAUGCGUGCUUAACAUGUGUUCAGGAUUGUACUUCCUUGAUACAGUUUCUUAUCACAGACAAACAAACCAAACGAAGAGCUUUGGAGUUGCUUUUUUUAAAACCUUUCACCAAUGCAACUCAUAGCUCACCUGUGUCAAUGCUCCUUAAGAGUAUAGACGGCGUUAGUUGUGACAUUGAGGUUACGAAGAUUGUACAUCAACAACGCCCACAUAGAGGGGUCUAUCAACUCCAAAAGAUUACCCGAGGAACACUUAUGAUUUGUCAUGACGAUCAUCAGUUAAUAGAUUUCUAUGCAUACAACUUGGAUGGUUCGCAUGUUUUCAUUCAUGUUUCUCACAUGUCUUAUACUCAAUACUGUAAUGGAGACAAACAAAAUUUGAGACUGCUUUGGGAAGAUAUCGUAAAGAAAAAACGAAAGAAGCAUGAAGUCAAUGCAGAGGAUGAACGUCCACCAAUAACCCACUCUAAUCGAAUGAAAAUGGAAAAUGGUGAAGUGACAGUGUGUGACUUCUAUCGUUUGUGCUCUGGAUGCAAGAAAACUGCUAAAUUAACGAAAAAAGAUAGAAUUGUUUAUCUCACAACAUCUGAUGUUGCACCAAGCAAAAAGCUGGACCGUCAUGUUAUAAUUUGUAACUUUGAACAAAAUGCAUCAAAAUUCUCUGUUGCACCGGAAUUUAUUAGAAAUGCAAAUAGUGAUGACGACGAAAUGUCAGGUAAUUUGGAAUCAGGGGAAUCACAAGCUCAGGAAGAGAUAGAUUCAACUGAACCUUUUAUGGCAAACAAGACACCAAAAAAUAGGUAA
Messenger RNA from Naegleria lovaniensis, 1941 nucleotides. RefSeq lists its product as uncharacterized. Bases 1 to 1941 code for a protein of 646 amino acids. Gene Ontology annotation, molecular function: structural constituent of ribosome. The transcript is spliced from 2 exons. Gene Ontology annotation, cellular component: mitochondrial small ribosomal subunit. NCBI's taxonomy places the organism in Eukaryota, Heterolobosea, Eutetramitea, Acrasida, Naegleriidae. The record is from RefSeq and is a predicted model, not a curated record.